UGCACAGCUCUGACUUCGAGUCCUGUAGCCGAGCGCGUAACCUACCCUGGUCAAAACGCGUACGAUGCUAGUAUCGCCUCUUACUUCGAUGGAAAGAGCAGACUUUCGCCCAGCUGUAUCGUACAGCCAACAAACGCCGAGGAAGUGGCUACGAUUGUGAAGGCUCUUACAACUGCUAGCGUACAGAAGACUUGCAAGUUUGCCGUACGAUCAGGUGGCCAUACUCCCAUUCCUGGUGCCAACAACGUCGACGAUGGAGUCACCAUUGACCUUCUGUACAUGAAUGGGACCACCUACAAUGCUGAUUCCCAGGUUGCAAGUAUCUUGCCAGCGGCGAGAUGGGGAUCUGUCUACGCAGCUCUGGAGCCAUUAGGACGUAUGGUAGCCGGAGGACGAGGGAGUACUGUCGGAGUUGGCGGCUACCUCCUAGGUGGUGGAAUCUCUCACUAUGCUCCUCGCGUUGGACUGUCAUGUGACAACGUGAUCAACUUCCAGGUCGUCCUUGCCGAUGGCCGCAUCGUAAAUGCCAACAAGACGACCAAUGCUGAUCUUUUCACCGCUCUCAAAGGGGGUAAUAGUAACUUUGGCAUCGCAACACGUUACGAUAUGGAGACCUUUGAGAACGAGGACCUUUGGGGAGGAAUUGUUUCCUGGCCUGCAUCCACCGUCAACCAACAUUUCAAGUCGCUUGUCAAUUUUGGUCUUGACCCGAACAGGGAUCCAAACGCUGCCCUGAUCCUGUUCCAAGGAUACUCAACAGCCAGCCCUGUCAACGUCGUAAGAGCUGCUUUCGAUUACACCAGACCCGUGGUGCGCCCAGCUGCCUAUAGCGAGUUCUUUGCCGUCAACAACACCCUCAGCGAUUCAACCAAGAUCCAACCAAUGAGCGCAAUUGCUGCCGAGUUUGGCAGUGAUACGACCAAACGAGUUCAAUUCCGCACUCUCUCAUUCAAGCUUGAUCUCGAGACCCUUCAAGAGACCGCGCGUCUCUACGACAUCAUGCUUACGGAGCUUCGAGCCAAGGUGUCUGGCCAGUGGCGCAUUUCGUGCUUACAUCAGGUGUUUGCUACAAGCUACACGGCGAACAGUACAGCCAGAGGCAGCAACGUGCUUGGGUUGGAACGCUACACUGAAAACUUUAUCAUGUAUCAGUCAUACCUGCUUUGGUCUGAGGCGAAGGAUGAUGACUUGUUCAUUACUCAGGGCAAGAUGCUGACCGACGGCAUUCAGAAUUUUGCCACAGAGAAAGGUACAGCGGUGGAAUACCUUUAUCUCAACUAUGCCGAUAAGGACCAGGAUCCGCUUUCGGCUUACGGUGCUGACAAGGUGGCGUUCAUGAAGAAGGUCGCGAAGAAGUACGAUCCGACUGGCGUCUAUCAGAAACUACUGCCGGGUGGGUUCAAGAUUUCUCAGGUGUAA
Molecule: messenger RNA, 1419 nt
Organism: Alternaria rosae
Lineage: Eukaryota; Fungi; Ascomycota; Dothideomycetes; Pleosporales; Pleosporaceae
Product: FAD binding domain-containing protein
Exons: 2
Molecular function (GO): FAD binding
Source: RefSeq, a predicted model, not a curated record